Molecule: messenger RNA, 933 nt
Organism: Lampris incognitus (smalleye Pacific opah)
Lineage: Eukaryota; Metazoa; Chordata; Actinopteri; Lampriformes; Lampridae
Gene: peds1a
Exons: 6
Coding region: 82-933 (283 amino acids)
Molecular function (GO): oxidoreductase activity
Source: RefSeq, a predicted model, not a curated record
GUCGCGGGCAUUUACGGACAAGGACAGGUCUACUAUUGAUGUCUUCGAGCUGAAAAAUCAAAAGGGGCAGCAGGCGGGAGUAUGGCGGCGUCUCUUCUCUCCGAGACCGAGAUCAGGCAUCGGUCCAUGGCGGAAGAGGAUCCGAACGGGAAUGAGCACGGGGUGGCUGCCCGCAGCGCAGCGCCUCGCUGGGGACCGCAGCACGCGGGGGCCCGGCAGCUGGCAAGACUUUAUUCUCCCGGUAAGCGGCUCCAGGAGUGGGUGUGUGUGGUUCUGUGCCUCUUUCUUUUUGUCGUCAACUUCUCCUUCCUCGUAUUCCACUUCUCCACCGUUCACAUCUAUAAGAUCAUCCUUGGCAUUGUCCUAGGGAUAGUGACUGCAGACUUUGCAUCGGGGAUGGUACACUGGGGUGCAGAUACUUGGGGAUCUGUGGACAUCCCGGUCAUUGGAAAGGCUUUCAUCCGGCCGUUCAGGGAGCACCAUAUUGAUCCAACUGCCAUCACCCGUCACGACUUCAUUGAAACCAACGGCGACAACUGCAUGAUCCCCAUACUGCCGCUCACUCACACAGCCUACAAGUUCCUUACAUACCCACCAGAGGCUCUGGCGGCAUUCUAUCCAUGGGACUGCUAUGUCUUUGCCCUGGCCGUCUUCGUGACAUUGACAAAUCAGAUUCACAAGUGGAGCCACUCCUAUUUCGGCCUCCCGCUCUGGGUCACACUGCUGCAGGACUGGCAUCUGGUGUUGCCACGGAAACACCACCGCAUUCACCACGUCUCGCCGCAUGAGACCUACUACUGCAUCACUACAGGCUGGUGUAACUAUCCAUUGGACCAGCUGGGCUUUUGGAGAUGGAUGGAAAGACUGAUUGAACGACUGACGGGCCAGAAACCACGAUCAGAUGACCUCGCAUGGGCCAAGAGGACCGACUGA